CUAUGAUUGAGGCGGGGCUUGAAUUUUGUAACGAAUUGUCAAAGUUGUCAUCAAAAGAGUACGAAACAAUAAUAUUUGAAAUUAAUAAUUAAACGUUUUUAAAGCACGAUAUGUUAUUAACGGAAUUAAUUACUCGAAGCAAAAAACGUUUAUAAGGAAUAGUGGUAAACAUUCGUAACGUGGGAACAAAACAUGAAAGCGACAUGGUUACUUUUAGCGGCGUUCAGUUGUGUAUACGGUCAGGGCUUGGAGCCUUACAAACCUAACUAUCAGCAGCCUUAUCCACCGGACGCCAACCAGAACGGAACGUAUAGACAAAACCUACAGGUACCCUACGGCAGUUUUCCUGUUAACGGGAACGAUUACACAAACCCAGCGCAGAGUUCUUUUUACCAAGAUAGCUUUAACUCCGACGUUUACGGUGACGGAGAAAACGAGGUCGAUCCACAGAAUACCGCCACUUACUAUGCAGAGUUAGAUUACGAGGAGCGGUACAGAUGCCCUCCUAACUGGGUUCGUUUUCGAGAAUCGUGUUAUCGUUUCACAAAAUCACCAGAUCGUCCUCGUAAUGAAGCUCGUAAAAUAUGUCAGGCGUAUGAAGCUGAUCUAGCCAGUUUGAACAGUCCAGAAGAACAUGGCUUCAUUAUCACCAACUUAAUGCGUCUAGAUCCCCAAAAAGGGUCAUGGUACAUCGGCGCUCAUCAACAGACCCCAGGCUAUUGGGUCAACGAAGCUGACGGCUCACAGCUGACUGGUUUGGAAAAUGCUUUCUUUGAUGACAGAAAAAUGACUUACACAAGCUACAAUUUGUUGCCUAAAGAUUACUUGGUUUAUAAAUUUUCUCAUGAAGACGGGCGCUGGGGAUUGGCUCCUUUGGAAGGCACUCAGUAUUACCAUUUUAUCUGUGAAGGUCAAACACAAAGAUUACAUUACUUGAUAGAGGAAGAAAGAUCCUUCACCUAUGGUCUAGACACCUAUGAUCCAGAAAGGUUGCCACGUGGUCCUUACUUCAUAAAAGAACCUGUGGAUAUUAUCUAUGACCCAAUGAAAAAGAACCAUGUUCAGUUAACAUGCAUUGCUGGUGGAUAUCCAGCACCGACAUACAAAUGGUUCAGAGAGGAUUAUCAAGUUGAUAACCCAGUUUUCACUGAAAUAGAUCCACUCUCUGACACAAGAUUUAUACUUAGUGGUGGUACCCUUAUGAUAGACAAGCCUGAUGCUGAAAAAGACAAUGCAAAGUAUCACUGUACUGCUACAAAUAAAUUUGGUGUUAUUCGUUCAGAAUCAGUUCGGUUGUCAUUUGGCUUCAUUAGAGAGUUCAAUCAAAAAAGACCAGUGGAGAGUGGUAAUCAAUAUUGGGGAAAAGUUAUGUAUUGUGAUCCGCCAUCAUAUUACCCAUCGGUCAGCUUUCUCUGGGCACGUAACUAUUUUCCAAAUCUUGUAGAGGAAGAUAAAAGAGUGUUUGUCUCCUAUGAUGGAGGGCUUUACUUCUCGGCAUUGGAAACUAUUGAUAGAGGUAACUACAGCUGCAAUGUGAUGAGUAAAGUAUCUGAUGCUGGUAGAAAUGGUCCUUUCUUUCCACUUCUUGUGUACCCACAUUCAGAUUAUCAGCAACUUAAGUUUCCAAUUGGAUUUCCAAAGGUGUUUCCCGAUGCCCCAGUUGUAGGACAGGAGGUGAGACUGGAGUGUGUUUCCUUUGGCUAUCCAGUUCCCUCUUAUAAUUGGACUAGGAAAAAUGGUGGCAUCCCUAAACAGGCUUAUUUGAGCAAUUUUGACCGUGUUCUGACCAUACCUAACGUAGGUGUGGAAGAUGAAGGUGAAUACUUGUGUGAUGUCCGCAAUGAUAGAGCUCGUAUUUCAAACACUGUCUAUCUGAAAGUACAAGCUGAACCAAAUUUCACCAUCCCAUUGACAAAUAAGCAUAUGGACAAUAAAGGUGACCUGCAUUGGAACUGUGAAGCAUUUGGCAUCCCUGAUGUUAAUUAUACCUGGUGGAAGAACAGUGAGAAAAUUUCCAUGGACACCUUAGCAACUGAAGAUAGGGAUAGGUACAUAAUUCAAGAUAAUGUACUUAUUAUCAAGUACUUGGAUCCUACACGAGACCCUGGCAUGUACCAGUGUGAAGCCAAAAAUCAAUUGAAAGCUAGAUAUUCUACAGGUCAACUUCGUGUUUUAUCCCUCAAGCCAUCCUUUAAAAAGCGUCCUCUAGAAUCUGAAACUUAUGGAUCGGAAGGAGGAAAUGUUACUCUUCGAUGCAAUCCUGAGGCUGCGCCUAAACCUACAUUUACUUGGAAGAAGGAUAACAUUGUGAUUGGUGCUGGGGGUAAAAGAUUUAUAACUGAAACUGGUAAUCUUAUAAUCAGGCAGUUAUCGAGGGAUGACGAAGGUGUUUACACUUGUGUUGCUAAGAAUCAAUAUGGUACUGAUGAAAGUCGUGGACGACUCAUAAUUUUGCGCGCCCCACGCUUCAUAGAACGGCUACAGCCGCGAAUCACGACCCACGUUGGUUCAGUGAUAUUCCUGCAUUGUCUUGCAGAUAUUGAUUCUCUUUUGGACACUGCCUACCUAUGGAAUCACAAUGGUAUAGGAAUGAGAGAAAACGCAGAUGUUUAUGCCAAUAAACGCAUUAAAAUCGACGGAGGAGAGUUAACGAUAUACGACGUGAGUUUGUCGGAUGUCGGAGAGUACGAGUGUGUAGUUAAGUCAGCAAUCGGUAGGAUUUCGACACGCACCCAAUUGCGUAUCGAAGGUCCACCCGGUGCGCCUGGAGGUUUACAGGUUAUUAACAUCCAGAGAUCCUCUGUAACUCUCGAAUGGACAGACAGCAAUCCCAAUGGGCGUCCAAUCAGCAGCUACGUCAUCACAGGUCGCACACAAUGGAAUUCAACUUGGUAUAUUGUCAAUGAGAAUGUGGUAAACGUCAUGGAAAUCGAUAGGUAUAACGGACGAAAGCGAGCGUCGAUUUCUACAACUCUGUUGCCGUGGUCAGUGUACGAGUUCAGAGUGCAGGCUGUCAAUAGUUUAGGGGUAGGGAAGCCGUCUUCUCCCAGUCCUCAGUUCUCUACUCAACCAGAUAAACCGUACCAGAGUCCGUUUAACGUGGGCGGCGGAGGUGGUAAAAUUGGCGAUCUCACUAUUAAAUGGAAUCCGUUACCACCGUCACUACAAAACGGCCCUGGAAUUCAUUACAAAAUAUUUUGGCGUCGGAAUAACUCUGAAGUGGAAUUCCAGUCGCUUUUACUUAAAGAAUAUGGAAACGUCGGAAUGCACGUCGUACACAUUCCUCUAGAUUACUUCUACACGCCUUAUAACGUAAAAGUCCAGGCUUUUAACGAUAUUGGAGCUGGUCCAGAGAGCGAAGUAGUGACGAUAUUCUCUGCCGAAGAUAUGCCUAAGACUGCGCCACAAUUGGUGUACUCUCGAUCCUUUAACUCUACGGCACUGAAUGUUACAUGGAAUCCCAUUGAUCAGUCUCGUGAGAAGUUGCGCGGCAAACUCAUUGGGCAUCGUCUUAAAUAUUGGAAACAAGCGAAUAAUGAGGAGGAGUGCAUAUACUACCUUUCUAGAACAACGAGGAAUUGGGCUCUUAUUGUUGGAUUGCAAGCAGACACCUAUUAUUACGUCAAGGUAAUGGCAUUCAACUCUGCGGGCGAAGGGCCGGAGAGCGAACGGUACUUGGAGCGAACGUUCCGCAAGGCGCCGCAGAAGCCGCCGGCCUCCGUCAACGUGUGGGCCGUCAACCCCAGCACUGUGCGCGUCGUGUGGCGAUACGUGCAGCCCACUGAUGAGGAGGAACCGCUGCUCGGAUACAAGGUCCGAGUUUGGGAAAUAGACCAGGACAUGAGCACCGCAAAUGACUCCAUAGUCCCAGUGGAACAGAAACUUGAAGCGUAUGUGAUGAAUUUGACUCCGGGUAAGUCGUACAACUUGAGAGUAUUGGCCUUUUCCAAUGGAGGGGAUGGAAGGAUGUCCUCACCGCCGAUCACCUUCCAAAUGGGUGAUUACCACAGCGACGCAUAUGGUUACUAUGUUCGUAGUUCUGCAUAUAGAUCUGAAAUCUCAAAGGAAUCUCUAUUGAUUACCACUUUCGUUCUUUUUUCUGUAGUAUAUAAGGUUAUAUGUUUUUAAGAUUUAAAUAAAAGAAUAGACUCUUAGAUCUGUAGGUCUGAGAUGCGCGUUAAUAGAUAAUGAGGUAAUUUGACAAUAAAAUAUCAGUCUCUCUUUCAUUGCGUUGAAAACAAAAAGACAACAAUAUGGUUACAAAAUUAUUUGUAAAAGUGUUGGAUAGUAUAAGUUUUGCCUUUGACAAGAAACUGACUGUUGGAAAUUGGCAUUACUAGCGGGUAGUUUGAGAAAAAAUCGUAUCAGAACCUGUUGUUAGUUGUCAUUCAAAUGUCAAAGUCGGUUUGACAAUCGAGCGGCGGCCAUUACUGUAACCACGAUGCCAUUUUAAAAUUGCAUGUUGCAUUCGUUCAGCUGUGCCGACAAGUCGUGUGCACGCGCUAAUAUCAAAUAAAUAAACUUUUUCUCUUUAAAGACUACCUCGCUGUGUAUGUUAUCUUGAAGAACUGUUCUAAGUCAGUAGAACGGUUCUCAGAUUACUUGAUUGGUUUUGGAUGAAAUCAGUAAACACUCAUACAAACAACAUAUAAAUAUAUUUACAGUCCACUUGCAUAAUAACCGGACACUUAGGCUGUCUGACACUUGACAGAAGGUGGUCGAACUGGCCCUAUCUCUAUAUCUCUUGACGCGCAUUUUCAUCUAAAGUCCGGACGCUCAGAGAUUGCGUUUCUGGCAGGUCGUGAUAAAAUGAGACAAAUAUAAUCAAUUACAAUUGCCUCGUUAUUAUGUCUAAUCACUACAAAGAAACAAUUGGCCUUGAAACAACGCAGUUCAAUAACCUUAUACCAUUCAAUUACGACCUGUGAGAAACGCAAUCUCUGAGCGGCCGGACUUUAACUAGCGUAGGCGUUUAGUUUUAUCGAAUAUCAUACAGAUAAAACUAUUGCCCCGCCUUAAGAAAACACGUAGCUUGUAAGAUGCUUAUUUUUACAUGAUCAAUUUUAUUAAUGAAUAUAUUUUUAUAUUUUGAUACUGACUUAUAUUCAAUAUUGAAUAUCAUUCUUGUUGUGCUGCUAUAUACAAAGGAAAAUCCUUUGUAUAGAAUUUACUAUUUUUUUUUGAGUAAUUUCUUUUUUGUGAUAUAAAUAUCCGGCCAUUUUAAUUUAUUGCAAUGCAUUUAUGUUUUAUUUUUUGUUAAUUUUCAAAUAAGGACAAUAAUGUUGCUAUUAUAAUAUUUUUAUUAUAACUCUCUUUAAGAAUCUCAAUAAGUAUGCAUAUUAAAAUAAUGUAAAGAUUUAAUUUUUGAUAUUUUUCCAAAACAGAAUCAUAUCAUGAUGUAUCCUUCAUAUCUACACAGUGAGUAGAUGUAAGAAAUUCAGUUAUUUUUAUGUAAUUUUCUGGAAUAUACUAACAAUCCGAGCCAUUUUUUGUAGAUAAGGUAGUUCUGGUAAUUAUUAAAUGUAGGAUGUAUAUUAAUUUACAUGUAAGUAUCUAAAUCAAGUUCUUGUAAUCAAUGGUUGUAAAAUCAUCACAAUGUCAUCAAAAUUGGACUAUUCUCGGCAUUCAUACUAAUUUUACUUUUAGAUCGAUUUCGCGCCAACCAUCGAUAUAAAUCGUUAGAUAGGCCCCUCUAUAUUAAAGAACGCACAAUGUUAUGUCAUUACUCAAAGACGUGCACGCACAUCUUAUCUUAGUAUGCAAAAAGCGCAUGCGGUGAGUGGACGUGGACUUAAAAAAAUUUUGCUGUUUUUUCUUGUUUAAUCCAUUAAUUAUGACUUCGUGUUCAUUUUGGAAGUGUAAAAGUACAAGCCGCAAACACGAGUAGAGACAAAGGUGUUACGAGUGAUGACGGCUUAACGUGCGAAACCAAUGACAAUUCCGCGACGCUUCGGGGCCCAUCUAACGAUCUACGAUCGAUGGCGCCAACUAUAACAAAAUUUUGAAAUCGUCAUAAUUUCAAUUCUGAUGGUUUGUAAGAUUGUAUUAACAUGGAGAGACAUUCCUGUCUAAAUAUUGCACAUAUUUAUUUUAUAACUAGCGGACGCCCGCGACUUCGUUCACGUGAAAUUCAAAUUCUGAUUUUUUCCGGGAUAAAAAGUAACUUGGGUUUAACUCCAAGGUCCAAUUUAUCUGUAUACCAAAUGUCAUCUAAAUCGUAAAAAGUUACAGACAGACAGCCUUCGCAUUUUUAAUGUUAGUAUGAAUUAGUAUGAAUGUAUAUAAAAGGAGUUGGACUUUUUGCGACGCUGAUAUUUGAGCACGCCCGGAAAUGCUCCAAGAUCCGUUAUUAGGUAUAUACAUAUACCCUCAACUGUUAUUUAAUUGUGAUUAGAAAUAAAUGAAAGAUAAUAUUUCACCUACAACCUACGUGCAAUGAGCCAAGGUGAAAAAUUAAUUAUCAUUUAUUUAAAAUCACAAUUAAAUAACAGAUGAGGGUAUAUAUUUCUAAUAACGGAUCUCGUACAAAGCGUACAAAUCGACGAUCGGCGUAAAUAAAUACUCAAAAGACUCAAUAGAUUCACAGUUACUUUUUACACCUUUUCCCCAUUUUUGUGUGCAAGAAUGCUAGAAUGUUGUAGUCGGUUAUAUUGUUUUCGUUUUGGUUUAAAGAUUUAACGUUUUAAACUUUAAUAUUAUGUAGAUUUAAUAGAACUGUGUAAACGUGUCCGAUUUGUGUAGAUGACAAUUUUUGUAUUUUUUAUAAUGAUGGAAUUUGGAAUUGAAGGAGUUGAAGUAACGGGAUUUAUCUCGUGGAUAGAAAUUCAAAUUUUGCCUUAAUAGUAAUGUUAAAUGUUAAUAUGUAUUUUGUAAAAAAAUCAAUUUGUUCAAUAAAACUACCCAUGGUAUAUUUU
Bicyclus anynana (squinting bush brown) is the source of this 6914-nucleotide messenger RNA. RefSeq names its product contactin (gene Cont). The coding region runs from base 193 to 4128 and encodes 1311 amino acids. The record is from RefSeq and is a predicted model, not a curated record. Gene Ontology annotation, molecular function: protein binding. The transcript is spliced from 3 exons. NCBI's taxonomy places the organism in Eukaryota, Metazoa, Arthropoda, Insecta, Lepidoptera, Nymphalidae. Gene Ontology annotation, biological process: cell-cell adhesion.